Xiphophorus maculatus (southern platyfish) is the source of this 2005-nucleotide messenger RNA. Its product is annotated as adhesion G-protein coupled receptor G2-like. Lineage: Eukaryota; Metazoa; Chordata; Actinopteri; Cyprinodontiformes; Poeciliidae. The transcript has 16 exons. Gene Ontology annotation, cellular component: membrane. The coding region runs from base 66 to 1841 and encodes 591 amino acids. Gene Ontology annotation, biological process: adenylate cyclase-activating G protein-coupled receptor signaling pathway; cell surface receptor signaling pathway. The record is from RefSeq and is a predicted model, not a curated record. Gene Ontology annotation, molecular function: G protein-coupled receptor activity.
CCUGGAGGUUUCCGUCACAUCAGCCGUUCUCUUCCCAGACAAACUCGCUACAAGAACUCGGCGACAUGAGAAGGAUAAUUUGCUGGGGCCUGUGGUGGAUAAUCUUCCAACCCAUGCUUUCACUGAGAGGAGAAAAAAAUACACAUAAUAACCAUACACCACCAACAGUGAUCCAGACAGAGAAGUAUUCUAGAGGAGGACAUAAUGCGUCUGCUACAACCCACCCCAAGGGCACCAAGGUCAAUCCUUCAGAAGACUACAAUGACUGCAACGGAACAACCUGGUUAGACCACAUAAAUGCAGAACUGAAAGCGUUUUGUUCCCCACCUCCUUGUCAAGCUUCAAACAGGGUUUCUAAAAAUACUACCUCAUGUUUCAUGAGAAAUUACACCCAGGAUUUGAAGAUGCAACGUAAAAAUGAUGAAGAUGUGAAAACAUUUCAAUUCAUGGAGAAUGUUUUGGAGGAAACAGAGGUGACUAACGAGACACAUAUCCAUGAGGAAAAUAUUAUGGCUUUCCUACAUAAACCCGCCAGUCCUUUCAAAGGUCUUAACAUUUCUGCCAAUGACAAUGAGGUGACAUCAGGUGUGAUCAUGCCAAACAGAUCGGUGUUGGUUCAUCUGCCUCAAGAGUUGAAUCUUGGCGAGGAAAAUACAGUUGUGUUCUCCAUGAUUCAGCUUCCCAAAGAGGCUGCUUUGGAGCGCUCAGAUGAACUGUAUGAUCGUCGGCUGCUUGGCCUGAGCGUGCGUGGCAAGAACAUUUCAGGACUUCAGGAACGAGUCAACAUCACCAUAAAUUUUACAACAAGCAUAAAUGAAAACCUGAGGCCAGUGUGUGUGUUCUUAAAUACUACGACACAAAAUUUUAGCGUGGAUGGCUGCGUUACCCUGUGGGAUCGUAGUCAGAGUCAUGUCACCUGUUCCUGUGACCAUCUCACAUACUUUGGCGUGCUUUUGGUGUCUCAUACAUUUACGUCUAAUGGAAGUGUCUCAUACGGAAGCAUCUCCUCUAGAGACGCUGAGAUCUUGUCCUACAUCACCUACAUCGGCUGUGGCAUCUCUCUGUUUGCUCUAGUCAUCACGGUUUUAAUGUUCACGGUCAACAGGAAACUCAGAGCAGACGAUUCCAAGAAGAUCCACAUCAGCCUGGCAGUCGCUCUGAUCCUCCUCAACGUUCACUUCCUCCCCAGCCAGGCGGCGGCAGCGUCGUCCUCCACUGAGCUUUGUCUCUAUGUGGCUCUUCUUCUUCACUACUCCCUGCUGGCCUCUUUCACCUGGAUGGCCUUGGAGGGCUUCCACCUCUACCUCCUCCUGGUCAAAGUCUUCAACGUCUAUGUGAGGCGAUACCUGCUGAAACUCAGCGUGGUGGGAUGGGGUCUUCCAGCGGUCAUUGUGUCAGUGGUGGCGAUCAUAAACAAAGACAUAUAUGGUCGUACAUCUGUGGACCUGUCCAACCCAAACGGAACAGCAUUAUGCUACAUAACUGAAGACAAAGUGAAGAUGGGAACCACAGUUGGACUGUUCAGUUUGAUGUUCCUGUUCAAUCUGAUAAUGUUUGGAAUCACAGUGAAAUGGUUUGUGGGCUCCCACGAUAGCAAAGAGCGCAAGUGGAGCGGCCUCAAAAACACCAAGCGAGAAAUUGUCACCCUGCUGUUGCUUCUGGUCCUGCUGGGCCUCACCUGGGGCGUGAUCUUCUUCUCGUUUGGUGACCUGACCACUCCUGCGCUCUACGCCUUCUGCAUCCUGAACCCUCUGCAAGGUUUCUUCAUCUUCAUUUAUUUUGUGCUGUCUUUAAAGAAGACCAAAGACACAAGCUCUGAAACACAUACCACUCAAACCUGAAGUCAACCAACUGUCUGGAUGAUUUAUUUAUUAUUGUGAUAUGAUCAGUUGAAUAAUGUGUAUUUUACAAAGUUAAUUUAAAGUUACUUAUUUCUUCAUCCGUAGUGUAGCCUGCUUUUAUACCUUCUAUCCCCUUUUAAAGUUAUUUUGUAGAUUGAGACAGA